AUGGCAGCCGCCGCUACCAUCUCAGUGGACGAGGACCAGUUCAGCUGUCCUGUGUGUCUGGAAAUUCUGAGGGAUCCGGUGACCAUUCCCUGUGGCCACAGCUAUUGUAUGGACUGCAUUAAAGGCUACUGGAGGAAAACAGAGCACAAGGCAGGCUACAGCUGCCCUCAGUGCAGAAGAGGCUUUAACCCAAGGCCUGUUCUGGCCAGAAACACCAUGCUGGCUGAUCUGGUGGACAAAUUGAGAGAGGCUGGGGUCCAGGAGGCCCCUCACGGGCCGGCUAAAGCAGCAGAAGUGGACUGUGACGUGUGUUCUGGGAGAAAACGGAGAGCUGUGAAGUCUUGCAUUAAGUGCUUGGCUUCCUACUGCGAGGUUCAUCUCAAACAGCACAACGAGCGUGACCGCUCCAAAACCCACAGACUGACGGAGGCCACGAGACACCUUCAGAAAAGAGUGUGCUCUCAGCACAGCAGGCUGUUUGAGCUCUACUGCCGCACAGACCAGCAGUUUAUUUGCUGCCUUUGUACCACAGAUGGACACAAUGGACAUCACACAGUAGCAGCCUUGGAGGAGAGGACUGAAAAGCAGAGGCAGUUAGAAGAGGCCUUCAGAAGAUCAAAACAGAGGAGCAAAGAGAAAGAAAAGGAGCUUAAAAGUAUUAUGAAAUACCUCAAGCGUUCCGCGCAGGCAGUGGAAGACGACAGUGAGAGGAUCUGCACCAAACUGAUCCGCUCCAUCGAGAGGAGGCACUGCGAAGUGAAGGAGCUGGUCAGAGCUGAGGAGAGGGCAGCGCUGGCCCAGGCAGAGGGACUGCUGGAGGGCCUGGAGCUGCAGAUAGAAGAUCACAGGAGGAGGGAGAACGAACUGGAGCAGCUCUCACACACUGAGGAUCAUAUCCAUUUCCUACAGAAAUGCAAGGCGCUCUGCGCUCCUGCUGAACUCGAGGAGUUGCCUUGUGUUGAUGUCCAUCCAUACUUCUCCUUGAUGAUCCUGAGAAGAGCCCUCACCGAGUUGAGAGAGCGAGUGAAUGACGUGUGCGACAGGGAGCUGUCCAGGAUCUCUGAUUUGAUUAAAGAUGAGCAGAGCGAGUCAGAUGAGACUCCCCCGGGUGUUCCUGUACAUACUGAAAUAGACUGCUGUGAGGUGACACUGGACCAGAACACUGCUAACUCCUACCUCUGCCUGUCUGAGGGGAACCGAAAGGUCAGCACAGGUUACGAGUCCCAGCACUACCCAGAUCACCCGGACAGGUUCGGCAGCUGGGCUCAGGUGCUGGGCAAAGAGGGCCUUUCCGGACGCUGCUACUGGGAAGUAGAAUGGGCUGGCAAAGGCGGAAUCGCUGUUGGAGUUUCUUACAAAGGAAUUAUCAGGCUUGGUGGAGGCCCGGAUGGUAAACUGGGCUGCAAUUCCAAGUCCUGGAUUUUGGACCUCUCUGACGGCCUUUGCACAUUUCAGCACAAUAAAAACAAGCUAGAGAUACCCACUCCCAUUUCACCUAAGAUAGGAGUCUAUCUGGACCACAAGGCAGGGACUUUGGCAUUUUACUGUGUCUCUCCGAGAGGGGAUACUAUGACCCUGCUCCACAGGGUACAAACCACGUUCUCUCAGCCACUCUACCCUGGAUUUUGGGUAGGGCUGGGCUCCACACUGAAACUGUGCCCCAUUUAUAACUUCUCAGCUUAG
Molecule: messenger RNA, 1683 nt
Organism: Colossoma macropomum (tambaqui)
Lineage: Eukaryota; Metazoa; Chordata; Actinopteri; Characiformes; Serrasalmidae
Gene: ftr87
Product: finTRIM family, member 87
Exons: 6
Coding region: 1-1683 (560 amino acids)
Molecular function (GO): protein binding; zinc ion binding
Source: RefSeq, a predicted model, not a curated record